CUUUUGCUGACCAAACAUUAGAAAAUUUUAGUUUAAUACAGAAAUUGAAUCUUGAUAUUUGUUAUAACUAUUAUCUCUGAUUUUUAAAUUAUGUUUAAGAAUUAUUAUAGUGUUUUGAAAUCAAAAAUAUCUGUAAUUCUGUAGCUGAUGAACAGUCCUUUCAACGUACAAAAAUAAGGGAUUCAUGUCGUAAACAAAAAUGAUCAACAGUAAACUGAAAGAAGUUUAUGCAUGAGACGUAAUAAAAGUCAUAAUCGUGGAAGUAAAGUGAUGAUUAUUUGCUCAAUAUAUUUCUAGUUAUUUUUAAAAGUGUCCUUUUAGUUAAGUUAUCAAACAAUUUAAAAGUUUGAUCUCAGUAUGGAAGAUCCUAAUAUACUUGACAUCGAUUCUCACGUGUUCAUGGAAAUUGAGACAAUGUUAGAAAAUAAGUCUACAAGAGAUAACUUCUUACGAUCAAUUCCAUCCUCUAUCUUUACUCCUACAUCGAUUCAACUGAUGGAUAAUGAGUCAUAUAAACAUUAUAUGAGCACUGGGAAAUGGCUACUUUUUCAUUUAGGAAAUAAGGGUGUUCGUGUUUCAGAAUUUGUUCGAUGGUUAGAAGAAGCCAAACUAGAAAAAGCACUUAUGCUUCUAAAGAAAGAUGUACCUAUAACAAUAAUCAAAGAACCACCAUCAGUUGUUCAUGUGCAGAGGGGCGCAACAUUAUCGGUAACUUGUAAAGCAACAUCAUUUCCUGCUCCAGAAUACCAAUGGUUUAAAGAAGAUGAAGAACUUUUAUUACAGCAAAAUGAAACAUUGUUGAUUGAGCAUAUAAAGGAAGAGGAUUCUGGUUUAUAUAUUUGUCUUGUGGCAAAACCAAAUUUAGAUCCUAAUAGUGAUCCUUGGAGUUAUACUUAUUCAAACCUUGUUCAAAUUGAAGUUUCAGAAGUGUCUUCACAAAAUUGCCUUUUUACUGGACAUUCUAUUUCCACUCCUAGCUCAAUUUCAGAUUCACUUUCGCCAGAAGACAGCUUGAUAUCCAUUUCUGACAAUUUAAAAACACUGCCUUUAUCUGAAAAUCAGAAAAGAGCUGCAAAAAUCAAAAGUAAAGUACAUCCUCUUGAUGGUAAGAUUCCUCAAGGUGCUAGUAUAAUAUUGCAUUGUAGAGCUAAGUACAUCAAAUCGGAUCCAAAACUUCCCAAACAGUCAUCCAACAAUAUACAAUAUCAAUGGUACAAAAAUGGACGUCCAAUUGAGGGUGCAACUUACUGUGAUCUCCCUUUGAAUUAUUUAUACCCUGAUCCAGUUACUGGAGAUAUGAAAUGGCAGUAUUAUUGUCUGGCUUUUGAUGAUUACGAUAGAGAAUUUUCAAAUACUGUAGAAGUUGAAUUGGAAGAGGAAAAAGAUUCAACCACAUAUUAUGCUACAGGCAAAUAUGCUUUCAUGAUUGCCAAUGAUACCUAUGCCAAUUUACAACAUUUAAAAAAGCCUGCACGUGAUAUCUCAGAUUUGGCGAUACUUCUUGAAGAAAUGGACUUUGAAGUGUAUGCCUAUAGAAAUUUGAAUUUAGCAGAAAUUAAAAAUGCAUUUAAGAAUUUUUACACAAAAUUGGAGCCAGGUUGCUAUGUUUUAUUUUAUUUUGCUGGGCAUGCCUUUGAACAGUUUGGACAAGUGUAUCUUCAGCCUGUGGAUUGCAGUGAAAAAUAUGACCCAUUAAAGGCAGUAUGUGCGGAAGAGAUUUUACAAUGUUUGCAAACAGCAAAACCUGCAUUGAAUGUUUUCCUGAUUGAUGCAUGUCGUAAAUUACCUGAUCAUAUACGAAACGGUGAAAAAUUGACUCUAAAUGUUCAAGAAGCUGAAAAUUUUAAGAUAUUUGAUGGGAAAAUGGGAAGAAACACUAUUUUUGGAUAUUCCACGCCAUUUCUAUAUUCUGCUUAUGAAUGUGAUUCUGAACCUAACAGUUUCUUUGUCAAAAAUUUGAAAAAGCACAUUACUAAAAAUAAAAGAAUUAAUGAUAUAUUGGAUUUAGUUCAACAAGAUUUUAUGAAGGAGGAAAAAGUGAAAAAUCGUCAGUUUCCUGAGAUUAGAACUACACUUUCUGGAAACCGAAAGCUUUGUGAUGAAAUUAAAAAAUGUACCAACAAAUCACUUGAUUUAGAUUUUACUUUAAAAAAAUUUAGAGAAAACUUAGCUCCAUCUCCGACAGAAAUUCCACUUAGUUCAGCUGGAUCUACUAUCAUAAUCAAAGCUAGUCCUUAUCUAGAUGUUUUUAUGAAUGACAUUGACAUUUUGGUUUCAAUAUUUAUCAACAUGAAAGCCCCUCUAAAUAUUUUAGAUGAAAUGGAAAUAGAUUUAAUAUCAGCAGAUGAGGAAAAAAUUAAACUUUUGCCAGCUACAAGUGUUUGUUUGCGAAAUAUAGAAAAGAAACCUAGUGAGAACAAUUUUUUGUUGAAAAAACAAGCAUUUGGCAUUCAAAAAUUUCAGGGUGAAACAAUUGAUUGCAAGUUACUUAUUAAGUUUCCUCGAGCAAAGAAAUGUAUUGAAGCAAGUGUUAAGAUUAAUGUGAAAAGCAUUACCGAUUUGAAACUAUUUGUUAAUCAUCUGGGGACACUUAUCAUUGAAGGAAACUCAUUAUGAUCUAAAAUUUGGUUUGCUGGUCAUUUGAUUUCAGCUUUUAAUGUAGUACUUUUAAUGUUGAUUUAAUCAUUCACUUGAGAACACUCCUUCGACAAGCCACAUACAUAGUAUAAAAGCAGGGGUCUGUCUAGGCCAAAUUUACUACCAUUUAGCAGUACCUUCACAAAAUACUUUUUCUUAAAAUUUUAUUUUUGUAUCCUCUAAGAAACAAUAAAUCCCUAUUUUUGUGUUGAUUUUUUAAUAUAAUUUUUAAUUUUCACAAAUUAUGUCUAAAUUUUCACAAAAUAGGUACCUCUCAGAAAAACCUAGACAGACCCCUGAAAAGGAAGAGUAGUAUCAGAAAAGGUUAAGAUUAUAAAUUUAGAUUCAUAUUAUACACCAAGUUAAAAUAAUUUUCUGCUUCCCUAUACUCUUUUACAGUGUUUCCUUGUUUGGAAAAAAAAAUUGGUAAUCUCUAUGUAAAAGUGGUAAAUUCAAAUUCAAUUCUUUCCUUUCAAAGUAUAACAAUUAAUUUUAUUUAAUAUUCAUGAUAUUGAUAUAUUUAAUUAUCUGAGUGUUACGUUAUAUGUGCAAUUUUUCUCUCGAUUCUGUGCUUUCUCAUUUAACAACAUAGGACGAAACUAGUUUUCUAUGCAGGGAAGCUAUUAGAUUAAAAGUCAGGUGUAUAUAUGUCAGGUAUUUUAAGUAACCCUUCAAAAACUAUAUAUUUAUGGUAUAUGAAGGGUUACUUAAAAUCUCAUUGCUGUCUGUAUGGUCUAUGGUUUGACUGUUAUAUUAUUACUACAUAACCACAAAUUUUUUUUAAUACCCAGUGAGUCCUUCUUAUUGAGUUACAUAUACAACAUAGUUAAGUAAAUCAAGCCCUCUAUGAUUUUUUCCAAUCUUAAUAUAAGAAUAAUAUUUUAAUUGCAUUGGUCAGUUUUGUUUCAAUGUUUAAUUUUUAUAGCAUAGCACAAGUGCCUUUUUAUUGUAUUUUUUAUUUUAUU
Molecule: messenger RNA, 3602 nt
Organism: Parasteatoda tepidariorum (common house spider)
Lineage: Eukaryota; Metazoa; Arthropoda; Arachnida; Araneae; Theridiidae
Product: mucosa-associated lymphoid tissue lymphoma translocation protein 1
Biological process (GO): proteolysis
Molecular function (GO): cysteine-type endopeptidase activity
Source: RefSeq, a predicted model, not a curated record